Arvicola amphibius (Eurasian water vole) is the source of this 1752-nucleotide messenger RNA. RefSeq names its product cyclic nucleotide binding domain containing 2 (gene Cnbd2). Gene Ontology annotation, molecular function: cAMP binding. The transcript is spliced from 12 exons. Bases 1 to 1752 code for a protein of 583 amino acids. The record is from RefSeq and is a predicted model, not a curated record. Lineage: Eukaryota; Metazoa; Chordata; Mammalia; Rodentia; Cricetidae. Gene Ontology annotation, biological process: spermatogenesis.
AUGAAGAGAAGUGUGGUGCCUCGUAGCUGGCAGUUCCUGAAGGUGGAAGAGGGCCUGUACCAGCUCACCAUGGACAUAAUCAUGAUGAUUCGUGUGUGUAAGAUGUUCCGCCAAGGCCUCAGGGGCUUCCGGGAGUAUCAGAUCAUCGAGCCUGUUCACCGGAAGCAACCUGUCUUCUCCUUCUGGGAUAAAAGGAAGCAAUGCCGGAUCUCAUUUGAUACCUUGGAAUUUGCUGCAGAGGAGGGGCACUUCCCUCCAAGGGCCAUUUACAUCACCCAGAAGAAGCCAUCCUGGAGGACAGACCAGGAGAUCCAAGCGCUCUGCAAUGUUCUUCAGGUUCUAGAUUGCUACCGCAACUAUGCGGAGGCCCUGCAGCUGCUCCUGGCCAAGGUCAUGCGCUUUGAAAGGUUUGGUCGUAGGCGUGUGAUCGUCAAGAAGGGGCAGAGAGGCAAUAGCUUUUAUUUCAUCUAUCUGGGCACGGUCGCUGUGACCGAGGAUGAAGAUGGGAGCAGUGCCUUCCUGGACCCUCACCCAACGCUGCUGCACAAGGGUGGAUGUUUCGGGGAAAUGGGCCUUCUGAGUACUGCAGUAAGGAGGGCCACAGUGGUCUGCAUGGAGGAAACCGAGUUCCUGGUUGUCGACCGGGAGGAUUUCCUCGCAAAUAAGCUGGAAGAUGAAGUUCAGAAGGAAACUCACUAUCGCUACAAUUAUUUUAGGAAGUUGGAUCUGUUCCAGUCCUGGUCUGAUGAGAAACUCUGGCAGCUGGUGGCCUUGGGGAGGAUAGAGAAGUUCUCCCAUGGACAGCUGGUGUCAAAAAACUUCGUGGAUUCGUCAUUUAUCAUAUUUAUCUGCAAGGGCAGCUGUGAGAUCCUGCGGAUGAUAGACCUGGGAGCCUCCAGUACCUAUUAUAAGUGGGUCUGGCAGCAGCUGGAUCUGUUGGACCACAAACCUCUGGGAGUUCACCGCGAGAUAAUAUCUCCUAUGGAGAGAUUUAAGGAAUUCCAGAUCAAAUCAUAUCCUCUACAAGACUUCAGCUAUUUGAAACUUCGGCGUCUACAGGAAGUCAAAGGGCAAAGGGGAAAAACCUUCCACGGGAAGAUCAACUCAACAGAAAAUAGUCUCCCAAAGUUGCUGGGCCCGAAGGUCAGAUCUAAGUUUGGUCAUCCGGUCAAAUGUCCCAUGGCCAACACCAAGUUCGGUGAACUCCCCAGGGAUGCCAUAGUGGGGGUCUACAUGAAGGUGCACACUCUGAAGGAAGGCGACAUUGUGGGCACUCACCAGGCCUUUCUUCCAGAAAGUCUGCGUGACCUCCGACCUCUCAUCCUUUUGAGCAUGGGAACAGAGCUGAUACGGGUGAGAAAAGAAAAGUUCUAUGAGUUGAUUGAUGGGGAUACGAAGGAAAAGAUGAUGAAGACGGACGUGGAUUAUCCCAGUGACGAAGAGCUGUGUCAGAGAUUCCUGAAGGAAAACAACUGGAAUAUCUUCCGGAAGGAUCUGCUGCGGCUGCUGGUGAAGCCCCUCAAUGAGCAACCAUACAUCCCGAUCCAGACCAAGAAGAAAGAGAUCUAUGACCCAAGGUCUUUGAUCUUGGAUUUGUGUAACCUCAACAAGAGGGUGAAACAACACUACCCUGUUUUUAUGGUGUCCCAGAAAUAUCUGCCCCCCUUGAGGAUUGUCCAGACUAUGUCAGCACCCCGUCGUAAAAUCCAAGAACUCCUUCCGCAGUAUAAAAAUGCAGGAGUUCUUCUUUAG